Helianthus annuus (common sunflower) is the source of this 1222-nucleotide messenger RNA. RefSeq lists its product as uncharacterized. NCBI's taxonomy places the organism in Eukaryota, Viridiplantae, Streptophyta, Magnoliopsida, Asterales, Asteraceae. Bases 1 to 969 code for a protein of 322 amino acids. The record is from RefSeq and is a predicted model, not a curated record. The transcript has 4 exons.
AUGGAUAUCUACAAUGCUCCUAUAUCUCCUCUCUUCUUGUUUGAAAAGCAGAUAUCUCCAACGGAGUCUCCAGGUAAUUCCUUACUUCUUAUUCAUUUUCCGUCAAUCUCUUUUCCUUUACUUGCAAUGGCUACUAGAACUUUUUCUCAAAUCGGCGAAUCAUCUGAGACCUUCAUCCAGCAAAACCUUCUCAAGAAUCCCGAGAAGGAGGAAGUAGCUCCCCCUAAUGCAGAAUCAGAAAAAAGAAUCAAAGCAGUUUACCAAUUACCUGCAAGCGACAGGAGUUUUUCCACACAUAUCCCGAGUUCCAGUCAAUACUCAUCGUCCGAAAUGUCUGCAUCAGCCAAGAUCCCUGAAGUUUUCGACCUAGAUGAGCUGGACAGUUAUUCUGACCAGGUCCAGAUCAAGAAAGAACCUAGUCCCAAGGCCACGGCCUCAUCCAAGCCCAGCAGCUCCAAGGCCAUCAUCAUUCCCAAACCUUCGCUAGCUACCAAGCCUCGGAGUUCAAGUUCUCGUAAAAGGAAAGAGCCUGAUUCUCCCGUUAUCUCUGACAUAUUCCCCUAUGAGAAUCACGGGUUCAUUGAAGCAAGUGGAUUUAUGACUUCUUUUCUCAACCAGGGUCUUGAACGUCUGGUUCAUCUAUAUCAAGAAUCCUGUGGGCUCAACAAGACGCUUGAAUCCAAGUUAAAGAAAGCCGAGGUUACCAUCUCCGAUCAGGGCAUGAUUGCAGCCGCCAAGUCUCGGCACUACGAGGAGAAGUUCAAGGCUAUGACCCAAGAACACCAGGCCACCCUCAACAAAGCUGCUCUUCAUGCCCAAGCGGAUCUUGAUGUUGCCCACGCUCAACACAAACGGGAUAUGAUCAGCUACCGGGAAAGCCUUAAAGGUUCUGUCGUCACUUCCCUUCUCCAGGCCAGGCUAAAGAUGGGCCACGAAGCCAAAGCACUAGGCUUCGAAUGCCCUUCUUAGGACAUCGAUGCCUGGGAAAAAAAGGUAAAGAGUCUCGGCGGCACUUCUGCUAAACCUGCAGCUGAAGGAUCUUCAAAGGCAGUCGAAAAACCAACUGAUGCUGAGAAGGAUGCUGAGGCUGAUCCCGAGAUGGAUGCUGCUGAAAAUACCAUGAACGAAGAAGGCGCUGCCUCCUAAAACUUAUUUCCCUCAAAUUUGAGAGUUAUGCUUAUGUUUGAACAACUUUACUUCUUGUCCUUUGAACAGUUUUUAU